AUGCUUUGCGACAAGGAAGGAUGUGGGAAACGUAACUAUGUUCAACGGGUGAUAAACAAUCUCCCAACUGUUUUCACGAUUGCACUUCAGUGGGAGAACAAUGAGACUAGCUGCGAUAUAUUUAGUACAGUUGCUGCUCUGGAAACUGAGAUAUGUAUUAGUGCCAUAUGCAGAUACGAAGGUGACAGCUUAUACACCAAAUACCGUCUGGUCUCAAUGGCUUGCUCGCAUGGAGAUCAAUACAACUGUAUAGCUUAUGAAAACAGUAGGUGGGUCAGAUAUUUUGGUUCUGAGAAAGAG
Camelina sativa (false flax) is the source of this 300-nucleotide messenger RNA. The record is from RefSeq and is a predicted model, not a curated record. Lineage: Eukaryota; Viridiplantae; Streptophyta; Magnoliopsida; Brassicales; Brassicaceae.